This is a messenger RNA of Oncorhynchus kisutch (coho salmon), 10370 nucleotides long. RefSeq names its product calcium-activated potassium channel subunit alpha-1. Bases 853 to 4635 code for a protein of 1260 amino acids. The transcript is spliced from 30 exons. Gene Ontology annotation, biological process: potassium ion transmembrane transport. The record is from RefSeq and is a predicted model, not a curated record. Gene Ontology annotation, molecular function: large conductance calcium-activated potassium channel activity. Gene Ontology annotation, cellular component: postsynaptic membrane. Lineage: Eukaryota; Metazoa; Chordata; Actinopteri; Salmoniformes; Salmonidae.
UGGUCUUGAAAGCACAAUAGGAACUGACUGAGACAAGUGGCUGGCACUUGGUAUAAACAUCAGCGCUUGGCGGUAUUACUGCUUUCUGACCAUCUUUGAGCUACGCACCGCCCCUCCGACCUGUAAAUCUCUCUAGCAUUCAGUGGAGCGAGCGGCUCUGACAGGCACUAUCAACUGGCCGAUCUGCGCGACCCUGGGCUGGAUCAAGGGGAAGGAAUGGGGACAGUCAGUUGCGAAGGCGACAUCACCCGAGCGCUUAUAUGUCAGAAAGCGAACACUCCGCUAGAUGAUGUCGUUUGUGUUUUCGCAUCGUGGCAACAGUUUGGGGACUUGAAAUAGCUUCUGCCAUUCAAAAACCAUCGAGGCUAUCGAUUAAAUUGGUGUUUAGAAAAGUGAAAUCAAUUUUCCGCUGUUAAUCGACCGAAUCCCUGGAUGGAAGACGACUUGAUAGGUCGGACAGAAACUGUUUGAAGAAAACAACCCUUUUUCAAUGUCGCUGCGCCUAUCAUAAUCUGAAACAUCAUUGGCAGCCUCGACGGCUGCUAGAUGAGACAGACCAUCUUUGCCAUGGCAUUGGUCCUGAAAAACUCGGAAAAGCUCUCAAAAUGAAAAGCGCUCAACGUUUGUCAUUACUGCGGAUUUAAAUGCCUCUCGCGAAUGGACACCGACCGGCUAUUUCGGUCCAGUUAGUGCGUGCGGCGUUUUCUACUGUCGCGGAAAUCUGAAAUAGAUUGAAAUAAACAUACAAUUAAUUAAGUGCGGGUGAGAAUAUACAACGCAUAGUUUUUUAAAAAGCAAUAUGGCUGGUGAGUGGGGCUGGGGACGCUGGCAUAGGCUCUCCAAGGCUCCUAGAUGCUAGCUGAGGCGGACGCCACCGUUACCCAUGGAAGCGGCAACUCUAUGAUGAGUAGAAAUAACUAUUUUAACAAAAAUCCGGACUCCUCGAUCUCUAUGUCCAAGAUGGACGUGAUCAUCCCCUUCUCGCCAGACGUGCCCUGCGACAACAAUGGCCAGCGCAUGUGGUGGGCAUUCCUCGCCUCCUCCAUGGUCACGUUUUUCGGGGGUCUCUUCAUCAUUCUCCUGUGGAGGACCCUCAAAUACCUGUGGACCGUCUGCUGCCACUGUAACAUCAAAAAGAAGGAGGCCCAGAAGGUAAAUAACCCUGCUAACAGUCAGGCAGCAGACGGUACAGCUAAGGGUCCUGAUGAGAAGGACGAAGUGGUCCCUGCCAGCGAGGUGGGCUGGAUGACCUCCGUUAAGGACUGGGCCGGGGUCAUGAUAUCAGCACAGACACUCACCGGCAGAGUCCUGGUUGUGCUAGUUUUCGCUCUCAGCAUUGGAGCACUUGGAAUAUACUUUAUAGAUUCUUCUGAUCCCAUAGAAUCCUGUCAGAAUUUCUACAAAGAUUUCACGUUACAGAUCGACAUGUUCUUCAAUGUCUUCUUCCUCCUCUACUUUGGCUUGCGGUUCAUAGCAGCCAAUGAUAAGCUGUGGUUCUGGCUGGAGGUCAACUCAGUGGUGGACUUCUUCACUGUUCCUCCUGUCUUCGUAUCUGUCUACUUGAACAGGAGCUGGCUGGGUUUAAGAUUCCUGAGAGCCUUGAGAUUGAUACAGUUCUCUGAAAUUUUACAGUUUUUGAAUAUCUUAAAAACAAGCAAUUCCAUCAAGCUGGUGAACCUGUGUUCCAUCUUCAUAAGCACAUGGCUAACAGCUGCCGGAUUCAUACAUUUGGUUGAAAACUCAGGGGAUCCUUGGGAAAACUUCCAAAAUUCCCAGUCACUUUCCUAUUGGGAAUGUGUCUACUUGCUCAUGGUCACUAUGUCAACAGUGGGCUACGGGGACGUCUAUGCAAAAACCACCCUGGGACGCCUGUUCAUGGUCUUCUUCAUCCUCGGGGGUUUGGCCAUGUUUGCCAGCUACGUCCCUGAAAUCAUAGAGUUAAUAGGAAACCGCAAGAAAUAUGGUGGUUCCUAUAGUGCGGUUAAUGGGAGAAAGCACAUUGUGGUUUGUGGUCAUAUUACACUCGAAAGUGUCUCCAACUUCCUCAAAGACUUCCUACACAAGGACAGGGAUGAUGUCAAUGUAGAAAUUGUUUUUCUCCAUAAUAUUUCCCCUAAUCUUGAGCUGGAAGCCUUGUUCAAACGCCACUUUACCCAGGUAGAGUUCUACCAGGGUUCUGUUCUCAACCCUCACGAUCUGGCCAGAGUGAAGAUUGAGUCAGCAGACGCCUGUCUGAUUCUGGCUAAUAAGUACUGUCCAGAUCCCGAUGCUGAAGACGCCUCCAACAUCAUGAGGGUCAUCUCUAUCAAGAACUAUUCCCCCAAGAUACGAAUUAUCACUCAGAUGUUACAAUACCAUAACAAGGCUCACCUGCUCAACAUUCCUAGCUGGAACUGGAAGGAGGGGGAUGAUGCUAUCUGUCUAGCAGAGCUGAAGGCUGGCUUCAUAGCUCAGAGCUGUCUAGCCCAGGGCCUCUCCACCAUGCUGGCCAACCUCUUCUCCAUGAGGUCCUUCAUCGAGAUUGAAGAGGACACAUGGCAGAAGUACUAUUUAGAAGGGGUAGCUAAUGAGAUGUACACAGAGUAUCUGUCCAGUGCCUUUGUGGGGCUCUCCUUCCCAGCAGUCUGCGAGCUGUGCUACGUGAAGCUGAAGCUGUUGCUUAUCGCCAUCGAGAACAAGUCGGAGCUGGGAGAGAGCAGCAUCCUCAUCAACCCGGGGAACCACGUAAAGAUGCAGGAAGGAACUCUGGGGUUCUUCAUCGCCAGUGAUGCCAAAGAAGUAAAGAGAGCAUUUUUCUACUGCAAAGCUUGUCACGAUGACAUCACAGACCCCAAACGGAUCAAAAAGUGUGGCUGCAAACGACCCAAGAUGUCCGCCUACAAACAAAUGAAACUGGCAUGUUGUUUUGAUUGCGGCCGUUCAGAGCGAGACUGCUCUUGCAUGUCAGGCAGUGUACAUAGUAACAUGGACACCCUACAGAGGGCCUACCCACUCUCCUCUGUCUCUGUUCAUGAUUGCGCAACCACUUUACGUGCCUUUGAAGACGAGCACCCGUCAACUCUGUCGCCCAAAAAAAAGCAGCGGAACGGAGGCAUGCGAAACUCACCCAACAACUCCCCCAACAUGAUGAGCAGGCAUGACCCUCUACUAAUCCCUGGGAACGAGCAGAUGGAGAACAUGGACAUGAACUUGAAGCAGUAUGACUCCACAGGAAUGUUCCACUGGUGUCCGUCUAAAGAGAUCGAGAAGGUCAUCCUGACCCGGAGUGAGGCAUCCAUGACGGUGUUGAGCGGCCAUGUAGUUGUCUGUAUAUUUGGAGAUGUCACGUCCGCUCUAGUGGGGCUGCGAAACUUGGUGAUGCCUUUGAGAGCCAGCAACUUCCAUUAUCACGAGCUGAAGCCCAUAGUGUUUGUGGGCUCGCUGGAGUACCUGAGGAGAGAGUGGGAAACCCUACACAACUUCCCCAAGGUCUCCAUACUACCUGGUACGCCAUUAAGCCGUGCAGAUUUAAGGGCUGUCAACAUCAACCUCUGCGACAUGUGCGUGAUACUGUCGGCCAAUCAGAACAAUAUCGACGACGCCUCGCUGCAGGAUAAGGAAUGCAUUCUGGCGUCGCUCAACAUAAAGUCUAUGCAGUUUGACGACAGCAUCGGGCUCUUGCAGGCUAACUCCCAAGGUUUCACGCCUCCUGGAAUGGACCGGUCCUCUCCAGACAGCAGUCCAGUACAUGGUUUAGCACGCCAGGCCUCCGUCACCACCGGCGCCAACAUCCCCAUCAUCACUGAACUAGUGAACGACUCCAACGUUCAGUUCUUGGACCAAGAUGAUGACGACGACCCGGACACAGAGCUGUACCUGACGCAGCCCUUCGCCUGUGGAACAGCCUUCGCUGUCAGCGUGCUGGACUCUCUCAUGAGUGCAACAUACUUCAACGAUAAUAUCCUCACCCUGAUCCGGACGCUGGUGACUGGGGGAGCCACCCCAGAGCUAGAGGCUCUACUGGCUGAGGAGAACGCCCUGCAAGGGGGCUACAGCACGCCACAGACACUGGCCAACCGAGACAGGUGUCGUGUUGCCCAACUGGCCCUGUACGAUGGGCCCUUUGCCGACUUGGGGGAUGGUGGUUGCUAUGGAGAUUUGUUCUGUAAAGCGUUGAAGACAUACAACAUGUUGUGCUUCGGAAUCUACAGAUUGAGAGACGCUCACCUUGCCACACCUAGUCAGUGUACCAAACGGUAUGUGAUUACCAACCCUCCGUAUGAGUUUGAGUUGGUCCCCACAGACCUGAUCUUCUGUCUGAUGCAGUUUGACCACAACGCGGGCCAGUCUCGGACCAGCCUUUCCCACAGCUCCCACUCCUCCCAUUCCUCCAGCAAAAAGAGCUCGUCCGUCCACUCCAUCCCCACCACCAACCGCCAGAACCGCAGCAGCAAGGCUCGGGAGGCUGGCCACAAACAGAAUGCAACAAGGAUGAAUAGAAUGAGCCAAGAAAGGAAAUGGUUUACAGAUGAACCAGAAAAUGCCUACCCACGGAACAUUCAGAUCAAGCCCAUGAGCAUGGCCAACCAAGUCAACCAAUACAAAUCCACUAGCAGUCUGAUACCACCAAUCAGAGAAGUUGAAGAUGAAUGCUGAAAACCAGGCCCGCUUGAUGACUCGUGAGAAUUCUGGACGCUCUUACGAAAGGAGAUAAGAGAUGGCGAACAGGGAUGAUGAUGAUGAUGAAUUGGUCCCCACUCAUUCUACAGAUCAAGGGUUUGACAUAAACACCACAACUGGAAGGGGCCUCCUAUGUGUAUACCUGUAAUGUUACUUCCAUGCUCUUCAUGUUUCAUUUAUCAAUCUUCCAUAGAGAUGUACAUAAUGACAAUCUAAUGAGGAUUGUACACCCCCUCCCCCUUAGCACUUUUUGAAAUUAUUUGAAGAGUUGAAGAGAGAAGAUUAAGUACUUCCUGUAAUUAUUUGCAAUCGUUCAUCACCUCUUCGUGUGACCAGACUCCAUGGCUACUGUAUUUUGAGGUUACUACUUGUUGUUGGAGGAUGAGGGUCACGGCAGUUCACUCAUCGUUCACCACAUCUCCCCAAAACGCCAUUGGGGCUGACCACUUAUACACAGUGUCUGUUUCUGUUCUAUUUGCACUAAAACUGAUCACGUUAUUUUGCAACACGACGACGGGAAACAUUGACAUCUCCCCAAAACAACACCCAUCACAGAAAUGUGAACUUUUUGGUUGUCGAUUCACUUUGUCAUUUGAAGAGGUGUACACAUCCAUUACAUCACUGUCUAGGGUAUGCUACUGUAUGUCAACAUGCUGUUGAGUAAUCAUCUGAAUGAAUGCAUUCGAGUCCUGUAGAAUGAGAUCAUAUUGUAAAUCAGUUGUCUUGAGACUCAGAGUACUGUAAGAGAUAGUUCUGGGAUAAGCUGGUUGACCGUAUAUAGCUACACUGUACCUACAUCUGUUCUGGGGAUAUCACAAUGGCUAUGGAUCAUAAUGAUGUCUUUGACCGUGUUUCAAGCUCCUAUCAUCGCAUGGUGCCUGAGCCCUUUUAUAACAAUACAGCGCAGAUGAUCAACUUAACCUGAACACAUGAAAGGGGACGAAGGACAACCUUGUCCUAUCCCUUAUGUGUAAGCAUGAAAGGGGACGAAGGACAACUUGUCCCAUCCCUUGUGUAAACAUGAAAGGGGACGAAGGACAACUUUGUCCUAUCCCUUAUGUGUAAACAUGAAAGAGGUGAAUGGACAACUUUGUCUCGUCCCUUGUGAACACGUUAAUUGAGUGAAAGGACAGCCUUGUACACAUCUUGCAUAUGGCAUGUGUGUACUGUACGUGGCAGCAAUGUGUCCCCUCAACAAAAACAUUGGUGGAACAUCUGGGUUAGUGUUAGUGUCGUCAUCUCUCCAUCAGUGUGUAUGUGAUGGAGGUUCAGCCUCUGAGGGAGCAGCAUGUGGGAUCAAGGCUUCAAACAUGAAUGACGAAUAGGAACUAGCUCUGUCUGGGGGUUGCCAAUCAACUAAUGAACUAAGCAAACACUUUUCUAUGCUCACCAUCAUGCCCAGUCACAUCACCAAUAAUACACCAUCUAUGAUUGAGCUGAAUAACUGUGAACAAACAUUAGCUGUGUGCCCUAAAAAUGUAAGGGAAGCAUUUAAGCCGAAAUCUAUUUAAUAACAAAAGAAUAAGCAUAUCAUUUCAAUAUUUUUUUGUCUGUUGAGAAAUUCGGAGAAACAAUGCCACAUAUUGCGUAAAAUGGGCAUCAGUGGGUCCUCCUUUGACCAGCUCCACCACUGCCUGGCACAGGGUUGGUAACAGAGGCAGCAAAGAGCUUGGAUGUUCUCCCCUGCCAAUCCUGAUGUCAUCAUGACACCUCUAAACACUGUUGGUAAACAUUAAGGGAAAAGCUCAAUCAUAGUUUUGCCACUGAUGACGAUGAAGAACGCUGGAGAAUACUGCCUGUGUUCUUCAUGUCAUUCUGGUCAAGGCACAAGACAGUGCGUGUUAAAAAUGGACCGUUUCUAUUUUGUUUUUGAUCCAGAGCAACCCAGACAGAGCUGCAGCCUUGGGGAGGAGAGGGUAUGGUGCCACAGAUGAGCCAACUAAAUUCUUAACCUAGAUACUUUAUACAUACAAAUAUGAUUAUUUUAUAUUUAUCUGAGCAUAAUCAUGUUGUACUUAUUUUUACACAUGACGUAGUGAGAAACACUUUGUGAAAGCAAUCCAUUAUUAUUAUUAGGCCUAUAAUUACAUCAGAUUAUUUUAUUUCUAAAUGAAUCACUGUAUUUAACAUAAUCAUACCAACAUUAUUCAUAUCAAUUCUGAAAUGCUUAUAAUUAGAAAUGCAUCAUUGAGGAAGAGUAGAAGUCCCCUCUCUUAUCCCUGAUAAAGUAUAGGGAUUAAGGGCGCUAUUCAAUCCAUAUCGCAGAAGUUCAACAUUACAGUUUGAUUGAAAUGUAAAGGCAAUGUUUAGCAGAGACUGCAUUCACGAUAAACGCUGCAUAUGUCCAGUGGUGGACCAAGUACUUAUUGUCAUACUUGAGUGAAAUUAAAGAUAUAUUAAUAGAAAAUUACUCAAGUAAAAGUGAGUCACCCAGUGAAAUACUACUCUAGUAAAAGUCUAAAAGUAUUUGGUUUUAAAUAUAUAUAUUUGAAAGUAUAAAUCAUUUCAAAUUCCUUAUAUUAAGCAAACCAGGCAGCAUUUUCUUGUUUUUUAUUUAUUUAUGGAUAGCCAGUGACACACUCCAACACUCAGGCAUAAUUUACAAACUAAGUAUGUUUGUGUUUAGUGAGUCCGCAAAAUCAGAGGCAUGACCAGGGAUGUUCUCUUGAUAAGAGUGUGAAUUGUCAAAAAUAUGAAUAGUAAAAUACAGAAAAAAAACUACUUAAGUAGUACUUCAAAGUAUUUGUCCUUAAGUACUUUACACCACUGCAUAUGUCGACUCAAUCGGAAAUUACAUUUACAUUUCUAUCGCACAAUCUGUAACACUUCAGUGAUACAGAUUGACUAGAGUCCUAAGUCAAUAUUGUAGAAGAGAUAACAUAAAUCUAAUGAGAGCCCUAAGUCAAUAUUGUAUAGGAGAUAACAUAAAUCUAAUGAGAGCCCUAAGUCAAUAUUGUAUAGGAGAUAACAUAAAUCUAAUGAGAGCCCUAAGUCAAUAUUGUAGAAGAGAUAACAUAAAUCUAAUGAGAGCCCUAAGUCAAUAUUGUAUAGGAGAUAACAUAAAUCUAAUGAGAGCCCUAAGUCAAUAUUGUAUAGGAGAUAACAUAAAUCUAAUGAGAGCCCUAAGUCAAUAUUGUAUAGGAGAUAACAUAAAUCUAAUGAGAGCCCUAAGUCAAUAUUGUAUAGGAGAUAACAUAAAUCUAAUGAGAGCCCUAAGUCAAUAUUGUAUAGGAGAUAACAUAAAUCUAAUGAGAGCCCUAAGUCAAUAUUGUAUAGGAGAUAACAUAAAUCUAAUGAGAGCCCUAAGUCAAUAUUGUAUAGGAGAUAACAUAAAUCUAACUCUGAGCUUCUGUAUCAACUGUUGAGUGCUCCUCAAAACGUAAAUGGGCUUAGUUGAAGGAUCUCUGUAGCUGUAUUGAUAAACUUUAUUGUACUGCUCAUUUUCAUCUGUAAGCAAAUACAAAUAUUGUUGUCUGAGACAAACAUAAAUGUGACGUAAACAAUCACUGGGUGUAAAUAAUACCCAGACAGUGAGCCAAUCGGAAAGGUGCAUGAAGCCCCGAUCUGGGGCAUUUAGGCAUUCGUUCUGUUCUGAGAGUAAAACUGGGUGACCUCUACUAUCAAUGAUUGACCUAAAUUAGGUCUCUUAGUAAGGAGAGAUACAUUGAAGUAUUGUUUUGUGGGUGUAUAAUGUCAUUCUUCAUGAAUGUGCGUUUCUAACUAUGUGACAGAUAGUUAGAACAUCAUCAGGUUGUUUGCAUUGAACAGAUAGCCAUGAUAUUAUAGACUAAGAUAAUGUCUUUCUAAAGACCUGUCAUUCUUGACAAAAAAAAGACAUAUAUUUGUGUCUCAAUAUGUUGUGUAUAUUCAGCCAUUAUAUAGAUUUUUCUGAAGCAAAAUGUCCCGAGCUUUCUGUCUGUCUAUUGGGUGUGGUGCGACUGCUCAUAAACAUUUUGUCCUGACGUGAACUUCUGAAGCUUUUGUGCUUACAUUGUUGUCACACUUUGUAGCAAGUAUAAUUAUUUUCAGAAAGUAUGUGAGUAAAAAUGUAUAUAUAAUUGGGUUGUUAAUAAUAUACUCGCUGGCCUGAAAAACAAGGAAUUAAUAUUUGACACUGACAAUGACUUGAUUCAUAACACAUACUAUUGACGAAGGACAAACUUAUUGUUUUGUCAUAAAUGGAAAAAAAUGUAAACUUGACUUGAGCAGGUUUAACAGGACCUGGUUAUAUGAACCAUCACAGAGGUGCAGACAUAAGCUGGUACCAGUUCAGCAAAGCUUAUCACAGUACAGGGAGAACAUACUUAAUUGGUUUUCAUGUUAAAAUAGUUUCUUUAUCAGGGUUUACAUUCCGUUUUGUCAGCUCUCGUCAUUUAUGUCACCAUAGUAAUAUCCAUGGAUUGUUUGAAACUAAUUUGCAUUAUUUGUUUACAGUUUUAUUUUUUAUUCAGAGGUACUUAAAUAACUAUCACUUUACUCAGAAAUCAAAUGGUACCAAUCACAACCCAAACAGAUGCAUACUUACAGAAUAGUCUACCAGUGCAUUUCAUUAUAUCUGAAUGUUUUUUUAUUUUCAAUACUUGUACCCACAAUUUGUGUGACUGUUUUGACUCAAACUGGAAAAUACACUGGAUUGAAACCUGUUCUUACAUUAAGCUUGAUCUAUUUUUGGCACAAAUACUCCACAAAUCUAUGGUACUGCUGUAUACCAUAUAAUAUGUUCGUACACGUCUUUGCAAUGUACGCCUCUAAAGUUAGUGUUUUGAAGUGCCAUGGGAAGUGUUGUUGAACAAGCAUCAUUCAGUCAUUCACUGGCUCACUAACUCAGAAUGAGUAGGGAUUGAGUUAGUUCUUCUCAGAAAGGGAAGUAAAUGUGUAUGUGAUUUAUACUGGCGUGGAGAACAUCCAAGCCAUCAAUGCCCCCAUGCCAGUAUAGUGCCAGGCAGUGCUGUAGGUCAAGAGGAGGGCCCAUUUCAAGACCCACUAUAGCGAAAAGUGGCAUUGAAAAGGAAGGAACAUGGGGCUCAUCAAAGUAUCAUACAUCUGUGUUGGUCGUACUGUCUGUAGCUGAAGGUACCUAUCUUGUUGUUAGGAGACUGCAGGGAGAGAUGUUAAAACAUGUUUGUUGUGUGGUAGAAGGUCUGAAUGACUGAAGGAUGCACAGAGAGCACAGGCCAUGCUGUUUCAUGUGGCUCUGGAGUGUUUUAGUCCACUUAAGAUAGUCAGGACUAUGAAACGUCACACAUCACUGUUACAGUAUGUUACAUAUUUUUGUUUAUCUAUUUUGUUACUGUAAAGGAUGGAUAAAAUAACUUAUUUGCUGGAAAAUGUACUAGAUGUAAUAAAAUGUAUAAAACUAUGGGGGGAUUUAAGUCUUAACAACACGUUGAAAUUGCAGGUGGCAAUCUUUGUUGAUUUUUUUAGGAAAAAAAUAAACUUGCAGUAUUUUGUGGGGUGGGCUGCCUAUCAGUUCGGGUGGAAUUCAGGACAUUGCUCUCACACGUCUCAUAUCUGAUUCUUUGGCACAUGGUCUACUUAGUUUGGAUGGAUAUAUGGAGGAUUUGAUGGUGCUGGGUAGAUCUACCUGACUCUGUCAAAUAUAAUCCGCGGAUAAAUAUACUGUCUUGUACAAAAAGUCUGUACAUAAAUUGUACAUGGUUUCUUUUUGUAUUUUCUCAAAUUAAAAUGGAUGUAUUUGUGUUCUAAAACUG